GCCAUCCUAAAAUCUUUAGCCCAAACCAACAACAUCACCUCAGUCAGCUCACUUGUUUGCAUACCAAUGUAACAAGUUUAAAAAUAACAGACACUCUUAAUAAUACCUACCCAGAUCUUAACAUAGU
Acaulospora morrowiae is the source of this 127-nucleotide messenger RNA. Lineage: Eukaryota; Fungi; Glomeromycota; Glomeromycetes; Diversisporales; Acaulosporaceae. The record is from the annotation of a GenBank genome assembly.